Messenger RNA from Exophiala bonariae, 831 nucleotides. RefSeq lists its product as uncharacterized. The coding region runs from base 1 to 831 and encodes 276 amino acids. NCBI's taxonomy places the organism in Eukaryota, Fungi, Ascomycota, Eurotiomycetes, Chaetothyriales, Herpotrichiellaceae. The transcript has 3 exons. Gene Ontology annotation, molecular function: translation initiation factor activity. Gene Ontology annotation, cellular component: cytoplasm; eukaryotic translation initiation factor 3 complex. The record is from RefSeq and is a predicted model, not a curated record.
AUGCCGCCCAAGAAGUGGGAAGAAGAGUCCGAAGAGACAUCUUCCGAAGAAGAAUCUGUCGAUGUUCCAGUUGCCCGACGAAAGUUCGCUGAUGAAGAAGACUCUGAUGACGUUGCCGAUAACUGGGAUGAAGAGGAAGAUUCGGAUGUCGAGAGAGAGAAAAAGGCCAAAGCAGAAGCAGCUGCGGCCAAAGCCAAGGCCGAAGCAGCAGCCAACAAGAAACCAAAGUCUCAAAGAAUAGAAGAACACCGUGAGGCCAAUCGACGAAGACGCGCUGCUGGCGAAGAUGAGGAGAGCUCAGAUGAGGACGAAGCCGAUAAAAGAGCACGCCUGCGCCAAACCGAGCAAGAGUCCGACCUGAAGCACGCCCAAGAUCUUCUUGCUAGUGCAGGACUUGGACCGACAACCCGUACAACAAAGAAUAAGGCUGUCAUCAUCGAAGACAAAGCAAACCCCGGCCAAACCAUUGAUCUCUCCACCCUUGCUCUUUUCCGACCAGCAACCAAAUCACAAUUUGACGCUCUCUCACAGACAUUAGUCCCCCUACUCACAGCGGCCUCUUCCAAACCUCACUAUUCAAUCUGGCUUUCUACGUUUGUCAAACAGAUAGCCGCCGAUCUACCGAGCGCAGAAAUCAAGAAGGCAGCUAGCGCUUUGACCGCCCUGAGCAACGAGAAGAUGAAAGAGGAGAAGUCAGGCGACAAGACUGGCAAGAAAUCCAAAGCAGCCAAGACCAAGACCACACUUGCAGCAACGCGAGAUAUGGGCAGAGGCAUGGCUGAUACUACGAGUUAUGAUGACGGCGGUCUUGAAGAUGAUGAUUUUAUGUGA